UGUUAGAUAUCAAUCCUUAGAUAUUUCUUCAUGUAUUUUUCCUGAGAAGCAUUAACAAUUCUGCAUCCAUACUCCACAUCCUUUUGAAAACUCAUUCCUCAACGGCUAGGACUGUACUUUCAAGUAUGCGAACCCAUCGGCUACUCUUUCAAAAUCCAACUCCGAGAAACUUCAGAACCUUCACAAGGAAAAAACUAACACAACACUCACUCUUUCACUCUCAUAGACCUCAUUCUUUAGCUUAUUGUCCAUCAAAUGACAGGGAAAUUGUUCUUCAACGUAUGCAAUUCCGAGAAGUCUGCAGUACUGCUACAAGCCAAGAACCGUUUUCAUCAGCUUCUCUGUCAGAUUCUCUUUUGGUGGAGAAGAUUUUACUGGGUCUGAAGCAAGGUAAUCUCAAUUCUUUGCGCAGUUAUCUGCUUCGAUUAAACCCAUUGCUUGUUGUUGAGGUUCUUAAUCGCUGCCGCGAAAAUUUGCAACUGGGUCUGAAAUUUAUUGAUUUAAUUGUGUUAAAUAGUCCGAAUUUUAAGCAUUCGUCGCAGUCUUUGAGUGCAAUGAUUCACUUGUUGGUGCGGGGUCGAAGGGUGUCGGAUGCACAAGCUUUGAUUCUUAGAAUGGUUAGGAAGAGUGGUGUUUCGCGUGUUGAAGUAGUUGACUCUUUGGUUUCAACUUAUAGCAAUUGUGGCUCAAGUUCUUUGGUCUUUGAUUUGUUGGUCAGAACUUAUGUGCAGGCUAGGAAGUUGAGAGAAGGGUUCGAGGUGUUUCAGCUGUUUAGAAGCAAGGGAUUUUGUGUUUCGAUAAAUGCUUGUAAUAGUCUUCUUGGUGGGCUUGUGAAGGUUGGGUGGGUUGAUUUGGCAUGGCAGGUAUAUGGGGAAGUUGUUAGCAGUGGGAUUCAGUUAAAUGUUUAUACACUCAAUAUUAUGGUUAAUGCCUUAUGUAAAGAUCGCAAAAUUGAUAGUGUUAAAUCGUUCUUAUCAGACAUGGAAGAGAAAGGGGUUUUUUCAGAUAUUGUGACAUAUAAUACACUAAUCAAUGCAUAUUGUCAGGAAGGGCUUUUAGAAGAAGCUUUUCAGUUAAAGAACUCUAUGUCUUGUAAAGGGUUGAGACCUGAGGUUUUCACGUACAAUGCUAUCAUAAAUGGUUUAUGUAAAGUAGGAAAUUAUGCAAGAGCGAAGGAAAUUUUGUAUGAGAUGUUGAACAAUGGAUUGAGUCCUGACACUACUACGUAUAAUACAUUGCUUGUUGAGAGCUGUAGAAAAGAUGAUAUUUCAGAGGCUGAGGGAAUUUUCAAUGAAAUGUCAUGUAGAGGUGCUAUUCCUGAUUUAGUUAGCUUCAGUUCACUUAUUGGGGUUUUUUCGAGGAAUGGACAUAUUGAUCAUGCUUUAGUAUAUUUUCGAGAUAUGAAAAAGGCAGGCUGGGUUCCAGAUAAUGUGAUCUAUACUAUCCUUAUACAUGGAUAUUGCAGAAAUGGAAUGAUGUUAGAAGCUUUGAAGUUGCGGGAUGAAAUGCUUGAGCAAGGUUGCGUUAUGGAUGUGGUCACGUUCAAUACUAUUUUAAAUGGGCUGUGUCGGGAGAAGUUGCUUUCUGAUGCAGAUGAGCUCUUCAAUGAGAUGGUGGAAAGGGGUGUCUUUCCUGAUUUUUAUACGUUCACAACACUCAUUCAUGGAUAUUCUAAGCACGGGAAUAUGACUAAAUCCCUAAAUCUGUUUGAGGCGAUGACUAAAAGAAAUAUCAAGCCUGACAUUGUCACAUACAACACAUUAAUCGAUGGUUUCUGCAAAGUAGGUGAAAUGGAUAAAGCUAAGGAGUUAUGGGCUGACAUGGUUUCUAGAAGGAUAUUACCCAAUCACAUUUCAUAUGGCAUUCUAAUCAAUGGAUUUUGUAGCACGGGACAUGUGCAUGAGGCAUUUAGGUUGUGGGACCAGAUGAUUGAAGAAGGUAUCAAACCGACUCUAGUUACUUGUAACACUGUCAUUAAAGGCUAUUGCCGCUCUGGCAACACAACAAAGGCAGAUGAGUUCUUAGGCAAAAUGGUUUCAAAAGGAAUUGUUCCUGAUAGUAUUACUUACAACACUCUGAUUAAUGGAUAUGUAAAAGAAGAGAAUCUGGACAAAGCUUUUUUUGUCAUUAAGGAGAUGGAAAACCAAGGAAUAUUGCCAGAUCUGUUUACAUACAAUAUAAUUCUAAAUGGGUUCUGUAGACAAGGUAGAAUGCACGAAGCUGAGCUAGUAUUGCGGAAGAUGAUUGAGAGAGGUGUAAAACCUGAUAGAGAUACUUAUACAUCAUUGAUAAAUGGACAUGUGACCCAGGACAAUUUGAGGGAGGCAUUUCGGUUCCAUGAUGAAAUGCUGCAAAGGGGAUUUGUGCCAGAUGAUGAAUUCUAGUUUGUGUUUUUGCUCUUGCAACUGAAGAAAUAUGCAAUGCAACAUGCUUUUGAGACUUUGAUGGGCCAAAUGAAUUCACGAAAUAACCUGUUCAACAAUGCUGCAUUAUCUCCUGGAUCACCUUCUCCAUUUUUAUCAGCUCCAGCCUCAGGGUCUUCCACCUCACCCUUUCCAGCUGCUUCUCUACCUUCUGUGACAGUAGAUGUAUCUGCAAGCAUCAGCUGCACCAGCCACACCAGCCACACCAGCUACACUAGCUACACCUGCCACUAAUGUCAAAAAUGAAAAAGAAGUAGAAAAAACGGAACAGUUUUGGUAAUCAAGAAUCACUCUUACCGUAGUCUUUUCUUUAUAUUGCAUAAGAAUUCUUUGUGGCUUAAUAUUUCUGUAUGAACUUUGUGUGUAUAGCUCAAUAGCAAUUUGUAUGUGCCCUAGAAGUUAUUAGUCUGAAAAUGAAUUUAUGCACUUUUAUGUCUAUCAUUUUUUUCCUUUACUUUUUUAAUAAAUAGUUUUACUUGGGCUUCUAAUCCAUUAUAUAUAUUUUUUUCAAUGUUAAAAAAUAUUGGUUAAAUAAUUAGAAAGAUUGAAUUUUAUCUUAAGGGGGAAAUUUAAAUUUUGAGUUCCCCGAACAGUCAUAAAACGGUGAAUCCACUUCUAGAGUGACCAUACAUUCUUGAAAACUUUGUUCUAAAUACAUGUGGAUACUCUAAAGUAUCACUUUUUGCUGGCUGCAAGAACAGGAUGAGCGAAAUCUGGGUCUGAGCUCUCUAAAUCUGUAAUACCAUAUCAUAUGCUGAGGCUUUUUGAGACCCCCUGUGAGAAAGUAAUGUAGUUUUUUGUUUUGACCAUUACAUGAAAUCAUUAUUAAGAAAUUGUGACCUCACUAGUCCAUCUAUAGAAAAAGGUGAUUUUUUUAUUCUUGGGGAUUUGGUAGUAGAUGGAUAAGAUAGAAAAAAGAGGUGAGAGGAAUGCGAGCUGCCUUUAGAAAAUAUAUACAUAAAGUUAAGUGAACCAUGACAAGCAGACACUGAAUGAUGGGAAAAACCACUCAGUGUAUACCCGAUAGUCGCUAAUGCUUCCGAUUUAUAAAAUCAUCCAUGUCGAGAUUGCUUAAGCCCAUAGGUGGCUUUGUUAAGGUGAUACUUUCUUUGAAGACCCCUCAUGGACCAAUAUAUCCUGCAGGUUGUUCCAUUUGCAUUCCUCCUUUCCUUAUAUCAAGCUAGCGGGGGGCCAAUAAAGUAACCCGAAUACCGUAUAAAGUACUAGAUUUCCAUUUUGUAUGUUAUAUGAGAAAAUCAAAAUGGUGCAUAAGGUUGGAAUGCGCUUCGGAAGUACUUAACAAGUAUAGUUUGAAAAAUUUGAUUCAUUUCUUACUUUGGCUUUUUACGCGGUUUUAAGUUUUAAAUACCUUCUGUGGUUUACUGCUGAUUAGGCCUCUGCAUUGUAUUUGGUUAAAGGGGACUAAUUUCCUAUACGUCAACAAGUUCUUUCAAAGGAAGUUUUCUGAAUAAAUAUUCAUUGUAUUUCCCUUUUCUAAGGUAAGAAAUGUCAACAAAGUAUUUGCGAACUUAACCAAAAAACUGUUAGUGUUAGACUCUCAGGAUUUAAAUUCUCCACAUUUUACUUUCAAUGGAGAGGCACAACUGUCUGAUGCUUUCUGAUAAAUCUGUUGCAUUGAAUGAUUUGAAACUUAUCAGAAGAAGUUACAUUACUCUUUUUUAAUGAAUUUAUGGGACAUUAUGGGAUAUUGUUUGUGUUUCAUUUCAAGUUGUUUGAUCAUGAUCAAACAGCUAGGAUCCAUGAAUAGACAUCAUUUGAUUUCAAAUGUAGAAGCCUUACCUGAUUUAGAGGUACAUUUUUUUUUCCCUUUGUUUUUUUGGAUGAUUUAAUGUCUAAAAAGUAGGGUUGGCAGUGGCACAGAUCAAGGCUUAUUGUGUGAGGUGUCAUGAUGUUUGGUGGCUGAUGAUUUGACUUGUCUUAUUGUGACACAACACAUAGUUAAGAGAUUGAAUAUUUCUGUGAUAAAUAAUGGCCAUCAAUAUUUCAAGAGAUUUUUGACAGGCUGCUAUAAUUUGGAUAUUGAAUUUGAAAUGUUUGCUUUCACAAGUUUCUUGUUAGGGAUUCUAAGUGCAUUUUAUACUCACAGCUUUUGUAGAUAUUACUCCAGGGAAACUGAAUGAAAGAGCCCUUUCUAAAGUAGCUUAAAAGAUGUUUCCGAAAUAGGUUCAUCUAAGGGUGCCCAGAAUGACGUGGAGGUUUCUCAAAAUGGAGCUGCUUUGCUUUUAAGCACAAGGUAGAUGCUUCUGUGGGGUUCCAAUCUACUUGUAAGUAAAGAGUUAAUUGACACGUAGCGGCCCCUCGUUAUUGCAGUGCAUGCUUUUCUUUUAGAUUUAAUGUCAAUUUUUUGGUAGCUAAUUUUUAUGACAGAGACUCUCUUUUUCUAAAGACUGUUGAAGUGCAUAUGUUUCUUAACUUCAGACGUUCAACUUGGGAUAUUGAUUCUAGAGUUAGUUAUGUAAAGUGACAGACUUUUUCUCUUUUGUCUUGUGAGUGUAUUUGUUGUAGCAUUGGUAAGAUCAAAUAAGAAAUAAAAUUCUCUUUGUUGGAGCU
Messenger RNA from Prunus dulcis (almond), 4994 nucleotides. RefSeq names its product pentatricopeptide repeat-containing protein At5g01110. NCBI's taxonomy places the organism in Eukaryota, Viridiplantae, Streptophyta, Magnoliopsida, Rosales, Rosaceae. The coding region runs from base 126 to 2384 and encodes 752 amino acids. The transcript is spliced from 3 exons. Gene Ontology annotation, molecular function: protein binding. The record is from RefSeq and is a predicted model, not a curated record.